Molecule: messenger RNA, 1498 nt
Organism: Rhipicephalus microplus (southern cattle tick)
Lineage: Eukaryota; Metazoa; Arthropoda; Arachnida; Ixodida; Ixodidae
Source: RefSeq, a predicted model, not a curated record
GCCGCCGCCGUCUGAGAUCCGCCACGUCACUAAUCACGUGAUGACGACGUCUCGUUUUGAAGAGGCUAACCCGUGAAAACCGUGAACGCGUUGUUCCAUUCUGUGUCGCGCGCUGAACGACGGCUCUACCGGCGUUUGUCUUCAACCAGUGAAGUCCUGAAUCGUGUUCCUACGGCAGCGGGACACAGCACAAAGCCUCGCAUGUCGGUCAUGGCGUCUACGGAGAAGAGCAGCGGCGCGACAGAUGCAGCCGCGUGUCCAAAAAACGGUGACGAGCCGGCAGACAAACGCAAACGGCCACUGCGGUUCUCGGGCCAGCAGGACAUCCAACUUCUCCAGGAGGUCGUGAGCCUCAACCCGUUCAAGGACACUCCACCAACUACGGCUUGGGCGGCGAUAUCGCGCAACCUGGACAGCGUGCUCAAGAUCAGCUCUCGCCGGUGCCGUGAGCGCACCAUCCUCAUGUUGGACCAGUACAUCAAGGGAGACCUCGCAAGCCUGCAGCGCUUUUGCACCAAGGACGAGCUUGCCGUCAAAGAGCAACUGCUGCAUCAGGUGCUGCAGCAAUACGAGAGCGGCGCAGGGGGUUACAGCUCCCGCAUCGGCUCUGGAGUCUCUACGGCGCCCCAAGCAGCUGCUGUCCAAGAGGACGACAACGAAGACUUUGACUUGUACCGGCCUCGCAUCAUUCUCCAUGAAGACUCAACGCCCGAACACUCCGACAACCACGAACCGAGCAGCGAGCAAGACAGGGACGACAAGCAGGCGCUAUCUCCGAAGCGUCCGCGGUUCAUGGACGACGAGAUGCUCAUCGAGGAGAUGAGGGUUGCAGCGGCCGCUACGGCUGCAGCAGCAGCUGUCGAAGACGGCGCUGCCAGUGCCGAAGCGGCCAUGAAAGCCGCCGACGGAAUCUCAGCGGCCGCCGAAGCGCACCACGUUGCUCGGUCCGCAGGCGCCGGAGACUUCCCCAUGCAAGUCAUCACUUACCUGCUCACACGUCAGGCCAAGGAAGCUCAGGUCCGAGAACGUGAGCUCAAGAUUCGACAAGAAGAAGUGCAGCUGGAAAAGGCAAGGCUCAAGCUUCAAGAAGACAACCUGGCUCUGGAAAAGGCCCGCUUUGAGAUAGAACGCCAAGAACGUGAGCAACGGCUCCGUUCUGAACUACAGGAUCGCAGCGUCUUCAUGGAAGUGCUGAAGAAGGUCUUCAGCAAUGGUCUCGGCGGUAUAUGACGGGACGUCACAUUCAACGGUGAAGGAGGCGCUAUCCUCGCAAAAGGGACUGCACGGGUGCCAGUGCCUGUUUAACAGUUUAUUUUGUUUUAUUUAUUUAUUUAUUUUUCCAACAUGAAACCCCGGAAAAGUCUUCGGACGUAAAAUUACCUGGCAAUGCGGUGCCCCGGUCUAACUCUAGUCUUGCUUUUGUUUUGCAGUACAAUUUUACAGUACAUUUUUUACAGUACAUUAAACACCCAUCGCCAUUGUGGCCUGGUCUUUGUGC